Cajanus cajan (pigeon pea) is the source of this 1832-nucleotide messenger RNA. RefSeq names its product Protein phosphatase 2C family protein. Gene Ontology annotation, molecular function: protein serine/threonine phosphatase activity; cation binding. Gene Ontology annotation, biological process: protein dephosphorylation. The record is from RefSeq and is a predicted model, not a curated record. NCBI's taxonomy places the organism in Eukaryota, Viridiplantae, Streptophyta, Magnoliopsida, Fabales, Fabaceae.
CAAUAUCAUAUCUUUCUCUCAUUCUACAAACGCGCUUUCUUCUCUCUCUCUCAUUCCUCUCAAAUCUGAAUACACCAAACCUAACCUAAAUAAAUUGGGAUCACGCGCGCACUCGCUCUCACACGGAUCAUGCUGCGUUUGUGUUACGCUCCUCUCGAUUGCUGCUUCCACCGCCGUGGUGGCCGCGUCGACGCCCUUCUCUGGCACAACGACCUCAAGCCCCACGCCUCCGGCGACUUCUCCAUCGCCGUCGCUCAGGCCAAUUACACUCUCGAGGAUCAGAGCCAAGUCUUCACCUCUCCCUCCGCCACUUACGUCGGCGUCUACGACGGCCACGGCGGCCCCGAAGCUUCUAGAUUCGUCAACAAGCGCCUCUUCCCUUAUUUACACAAAUUUGCCACUGAGCAAGGGGGGUUGUCUGUGGAUGUGAUAAAGAAGGCAUUUAGUGCCACGGAGGAGGAAUUCUUGCAUUUGGUCAAGCUAUCAUUGCCCAUUAGUCCUCAGAUUGCUUCCGUGGGAUCCUGUUGCCUUUUUGGUGCAAUUUCUAAUAAUGUGUUGUAUGUUGCCAACCUUGGAGACUCGAGAGCAGUUCUUGGCAGGAGGGAUACAGAGAGAAGGAACAGUCCGGUGGUGGCACAGCGCUUGUCAACUGACCAUAAUGUAGCUGAUGAGAAGGUGAGAAGAGAAGUUGAAGCUCUCCAUCCUGAUGACUCGCACAUUGUGGUUUACAGCCGUGGGGUUUGGAGGAUUAAGGGCAUUAUACAGGUGUCAAGAUCUAUUGGUGAUGUAUAUUUGAAGAAACCUGAUUUCUACCGAGACCCAGUCUUUCAGCAAUAUGGGAAUCCUGUUCCUUUGAAGCGUCCUGCAAUGACAGCUGAACCAUCAAUAAUUAUUAGGGAGCUCGAGUCAGAGGAUUUAUUCUUGAUAUUUGCAUCCGAUGGCCUCUGGGAACAAUUAAGUGAUGAGGCAGCUGUUCAGAUAGUUUUCAAAUAUCCAAGAGCUGGAAUUGCCAAGAGACUAGUGAGAGCUGCACUUCAAGAAGCUGCAAAGAAGAGAGAGAUGAGAUAUGAUGACAUAAAGAAAAUUGACAAAGGAAUAAGACGACACUUCCAUGAUGAUAUCACUGUAAUUGUAAUCUAUCUUGAUCACCAUGCGGGCUCCUCUAAUGGCAGAGUGAAGCAAACCACUGUUGGCUACACAACUGCCCCUGUUGAUAUUUUUUCCCUAAAUGCGGAUGAGGCAGAAAAGAGUAUGCUUGGUACAGUUGCCUAAAGAGUGAGAUUGCUUCAAAGGAUCACACACUGACAUUAUUUGGGGCGAAAAUUAUUUAUAGGUGAAGAUUAAUAUUGUUGGUAAAUGAAGGGAAUUCUCGAGAAAUCAUACAAAUUACUGCAUAGAUAUAGUAGCGGGGAGUUGCUGACAGAUUCUUUCUGGUGCAGAUAUGCAUGUGUAUAGUUGUGAAGUCUCUAUUUUUGGGUUUGGUGAUAUCAAUUUUGUUUUUCUUUGGGGGAAGAGUGAAUAAAAUUUAUAUUGAUUGGUUAGUCAUGAUAUUUAUCUCACGGUGAUGUUCGUCACGACGAAGAAUGCGUAUGAGGUAAGCGUUGGUGAUGAUAUUUCACCAACUAACAAGAAUUGCAGGGUGAGUGGAUAUUUUUCACAAGCACUAUCGUGUUGCCAUGGUACGUGUAUUGAUUACAACCAUGAAAUGCAAGUGCUUUACAAAUGUUGGUUUAGCCAUACUGCAUUUUAGUCAUCAGACGCGUUGUUUUUUAUUGGGAUAUUUGACUUAUCAUUUUCUGAGUUUUGAAAUGAAUGUUCACACGUUCGAGAAA